AACAAAGCCAGAAAAUGUCAAACACGUCAAACAGCCAAACAUCGGUCUCGGAAAAGUGACGCGGUUCUCAUUGAUUUUUGAAAUUUGUCGUGAAAUCGUAGAAGAUUUUCAGAAAAAUUGUAGUAAAAGACCAAAAAACAAAAAAAGUUUGUGAUUUCUUCAAUUAUUUAGGGUUUUGUAGUGCUUUGGGCAGUGGAGAUUCCUUCAAAAGUGAACGGCAUAAAAAGUUUUCUGAAUCCUCGAGCAUCAAAACAUUCUCCCGGAAAGUGCGAUGGAGAAUAACCGGAACGAAAAUACCGGAUCCGGAGAUAACGUUGACGACAGCUUGACUUCGGAAACCAUUUCCAAGCGGAUGAGUUUUGAUUACAUGAAUGCGUCUUUCGAGAUUGGUCGGAAGAAGCGCAAACUGUACGAAAUGAGCGAUAUUUCGAUGGAUGCGAAUAACAUCGACGUGGACGACAAGAAUGUGAGCCAGGACUCGUUGACCUUAUCGCAUUGCUCGAUGGCUGUACAGAGCCCCUGGGAAACUCGGCGGAUGAAGGCGGAUCUCAUUGAAGCCCGGUCAAGGAUUACAAUGCUGAAGAAGGAAAUAGAGCACCAGAACACGGAGAUGGCGACUUCGCAUUUGAAAAAUCAGCAUAAAAUAUCAUCGUUGGAAAAGGAACUGGCUCACAGUGUGAAAAAGGUAUCCGAUCUUGAAAAGCAUCUUUCGGCGGUGCGUAAACGUGAACAAUCGGCUAAGGAAGAGUUGGUCAAAACCAAAAAUCAGUUCAACAUCCUAAAGCAAUCCAGUGACGAUCAGUUGUACGAGCUGCGACGGUCCCUCAAGGAUCUAGAGCAGAAGUAUGACUUUGAAACCGGCGAGCUCCAUUCGGAGAUACGAGAUUUGAACAACCAAAUGCUGGACAUUGAAGAUCAGCUCUCCAUGGUUCAGGAUGAGCUAGAAAGCUACAAGGAGUUGAGUGAAACCCUGCAAUUUAAGGCAAAUUCAUUUGAUGCCACUAAGAAAGAGUUAGAAGAGGUUCAGGAAAGGCUUUCUGAAUCUGAAUCCAAGAUAAAAUCGUUGGAGUAUGAAAUCGGAAGUUAUGAGGAUUGGAAAAAUUUGUCUAAGGUGAGUACUUCUCGGUUGGCUAACUACGCUGAACUUGAGAAGGAGAACAUUCGGUUGAAAGAGGAAUCGAAAAAUUUACACUCUAUAAUCGGAAACAAAAUGUUGCUGGAGGAGCAAGUGGCUAGCUUGAAGAGCCGUUUGGAAAACUUCGAAAAGAGUGAAGUUGAUUGUGCUGCAUUAAUCGUAAAAGUUAAAGACAUGGAGAAGGAACUAACGGACUGGCGAAAGCUGGCAGUGGAUUUCUGUUCGAAAGAGUCGGCUUGUACGCCUGUAGUUUUGCGAUCUCUCAUCGAUCAAAUCUUGCAAAAAGAUGUUAUUAUGACGAGCGAGAAAACGUCCGUGAAAAACGAAAAGCAUCAGAUUCAAACGAUGAUUGAUGAGAUCAAGGCGGAGAACGUUCAACUCCAGAAGCAACUCGAAGACCACAAGCGUUCGCUGAAACAUCAUCAAGCAAUAUUGCAUCGGGUGCAGAAGAAGCUACAUCUGGUGGUAGGCGAGCGGGAUUGUUGGAAGCAACUGCUAGACAGCUACGAGAAAGAUUUGACAAUCAAUCCAACAAAUGUAAGCAAUCAGGAAGCCCAAAUGCGAAUCAGAAUUGAAAUGUUAGAAAAACAGUUGAAUGGCUAUAAAGAGUUGAACAGCAAACUCGAAGGAGAACUACAGUCGGCCAAAUCGUUGCCCGAUAUGAGCAUGGAUUCAGCGUUGACUAGUGAACAGUAUGAGAAGCUUCGCAAAGAAAUUGACACUCUCCGGAUGGAGAACGAUAGGUUGAAAAAGCGCAAAGACGACUUGGAGUUGGAACUUGAAAACUUUACACUGAGAGCCGAGCUAAAUCGCGAUCGCUUCAAGGUUGUGCAGUAUACGGACAGUCCAGCCAAUGAAGCCUACGAAGCACACCGAAAUGAAAUCGAGAAGCUGCAAGCGGAAAUUGAACGAUUGAAGAUACGUAAUCGGCGUCUUGAGGAAGGCAACGAAGAGCUUACGAUGAGAUUGAACGAUAGCAACAUGACGAUGAACGUUAUGGAACUCAACAAUUUGAAAGCGCAAGUUCAAUCAUUGGAAGCUAAAAACCAACACAUCAAAGAGAUCUACAAAUCUGCGAGCAAUGAGUUCCGUGAGGUGUGCUACAUGCUGUUUGGGUAUCGAGUGGAUCGAGUUGGAAAUACCAACUAUCGGAUUUCUAGCAUGUACGCCGAGAGUGAAGAGGAGUACCUUAACUUCCGACUGAACGAGUCGGGAACCGUUCUCAAUAUGCUAGAAACAGCUUAUAGUGAAUCGAUAACGGACAUGGUGCAGACCCACCUCGGAACCCACGGUUCGCUGCCGGCGUUCCUUAGUACACUGACGCUGGAUUUGUUCAAUCGAACAACGGUAAUGGUACAAGGUUGAGAUGCCCUAUGCUAGAUCAACUCUACUUAUAUACAUGAGGAAGUUUGAUUUAAAUAUUUCUUUGCAUAUGGAGUGAAUGUCACUAUUCAUUAUAACUAUAAUUGAAUUAUAAUAAUUUGAAAAUAAUAUUGAAUACAGUAUCACUGCUAUAACUGUCCUCAGUAGUGGUAACUUCAAUAAAAUAUCUAGCUUAUGCUGAGAA
This is a messenger RNA of Aedes aegypti (yellow fever mosquito), 2702 nucleotides long. RefSeq names its product mitotic spindle assembly checkpoint protein MAD1 (gene Mad1). The record is from RefSeq and is a predicted model, not a curated record. Gene Ontology annotation, biological process: mitotic spindle assembly checkpoint signaling; attachment of mitotic spindle microtubules to kinetochore. Gene Ontology annotation, cellular component: nuclear envelope; mitotic spindle; kinetochore. NCBI's taxonomy places the organism in Eukaryota, Metazoa, Arthropoda, Insecta, Diptera, Culicidae. Bases 272 to 2500 code for a protein of 742 amino acids. The transcript has 5 exons.